Rhodamnia argentea is the source of this 971-nucleotide messenger RNA. RefSeq lists its product as uncharacterized. The record is from RefSeq and is a predicted model, not a curated record. The transcript is spliced from 4 exons. Lineage: Eukaryota; Viridiplantae; Streptophyta; Magnoliopsida; Myrtales; Myrtaceae. The coding region runs from base 26 to 775 and encodes 249 amino acids.
GAGAGAGAGAGAGAGAGAGACUCCCAUGCUCACCUAUGACUCGCACACCCACCACCCUAGCCACCCUCACCGCCUCAAGCUCCUCACGACCCCCGCUUAUCCCUCCGGCCGGUUCAUCUGCAAUGGGUGCCGCCAACAAGGUAGUGGCUUCGGCUACCACUGUGCUGAGUGCAGGUUCGAUCUCCACAUAGUCUGCGCAUCAAAGCCCUUGCGAAUCCACGAUCAGUCUCACCGUCACGAGCACCAUCUUGCUUUUAACUGUCCGUACGAGACAGGAGGGUUUCGCUGCAACGUUUGUGGUGCCCCGGGGGGUAAUCACUGGCUGUAUCGCUGCAGUUCCUGUAAUUUUGACGUGCAUUUAGAAUGUGCCGUCGUGGCUACGGCUAGGCCGGCUCAGGUGGUACCGCCAGCACCUCAACAGGCAUCAUACGCGGUGGCCAGAUGGCCGGCUUACAUUUCUUCGGGAUUGAACCAUCAGUACCAAUAUCAAACUCACACGUUUUUAGGGCAAAGCAACAUGCAGGGAGUUAUACACAACCCUAACGGUAUGAACAUAUGGAGUUCUCAACAUCAAGCGCAACCCGCUAUGAGGCCAUCGGCUAUAGGGUUUGGAGCUUUUACGGUGGCGGCAGCGGCCGAGCAAGGUUUGGUCGAGGGCAUCGCCCAACAAGUCGGUCAGAGCGUCGCUAAUUGUGUGAUGGACAGCAGCGGCGGCGGCGGCGGCGGCGGUGGCGGCAGUAUCUUCGAUGUUUCUUCUUUUCUGGACUUCUCAUAAGUUGUCCAUGGCAUAGGCCGUGUACUAACUGAGUGCUGGUUGACGUGGAUCGACCUUAAAAAGAAAUCCUACGUAGGUUCUGCCUCUAAAUUUAUGUGUUUGGAGGUCCUCCUCCUUAUGUGGUUGAUGCGUACUUAUUAAAAGAACGAAGACUGCUGUGAUUCUUCUUUAUUUACAUGAAUGUGACUUGAGAGUU